AUGGACAACACCCAAAGGCAACUUGAUCAUCACUGUGCUGCCCUCCGCCGUAAAAUUAAAUUGUUGAUUUGUGGAGUAGCCGUGGUAAUUUGUCUUAUCUUCUUUAUGAGUUUGGUCCUCACCAAGAGCCCGAAUAACGUCAACUGUCAUGUAACCAGUGCAUUGCUCACCGAUUCCAACCUCACCGUUGAGAUCACUAUUCGAAACCCGAACAGUUUCUACCGUGUCCACCAUGAUCACAUUGACAUUACUGCCAACUACAAAAACCAGACGUUGGGUUCGACAUUGAAUUAUGCCUCCUUCUCGCAAGGACGUAAUCGCGAAACACGGCUAACACCGUCCUUCGACGGGCUGAUCCUUGGCGGAGGCGAUGACCUCCGCGGGUCGAACAACUGCGGAAAUAACUAUUACGAUAUUAUUGUCAAGCUCAACAUGCAAGAGGAGUACAAGAAACAGAUUGCUCCCAAGAAGAGAUUUCAAAGGAAUUUGGAGUAUACGUGCGAGUUGAAGGUUCCUUCUGGCAGUGGGAGUAGCUUCAACACCACCCUGUGCCGCUAUCUACAAAUUCCAUGA
Molecule: messenger RNA, 573 nt
Organism: Rosa rugosa (rugosa rose)
Lineage: Eukaryota; Viridiplantae; Streptophyta; Magnoliopsida; Rosales; Rosaceae
Exons: 1
Coding region: 1-573 (190 amino acids)
Biological process (GO): defense response to other organism
Source: RefSeq, a predicted model, not a curated record